Molecule: messenger RNA, 738 nt
Organism: Gavialis gangeticus (Gharial)
Lineage: Eukaryota; Metazoa; Chordata; Crocodylia; Gavialidae
Gene: WDR73
Product: WD repeat domain 73
Biological process (GO): cytoplasmic microtubule organization
Cellular component (GO): cytosol; spindle pole
Molecular function (GO): protein binding
Source: RefSeq, a predicted model, not a curated record
AUGCUGACCGAGCACGUCCGUGCAGUAGAUCAGCGAGGCCUUGCACUGUGUGAGAAAUCUUGGGCCAAAAUUGCAACGGCCCCACGGGUGCUUCAUGGCUCAAGAGUUAGCAACAUCCAAGUUGCAGAGAUCAAGUCGUAGAGAAGCAUCUACAGGGCAGCCUCUAGCAACAGCGACGAGGUCGGUGGCCUGGAGUUCUGCAACACAUUUCUUGUCUGCUCCAUGAAGGGACGACUCAGCUUGGUGGAUAUUCGGCAGCCGCCAAGUCCUUUGGAGGGUGCACCCGUCUCGUCGGCCCUGGGAGCAGAGCACUGGUGCAUGGGUGUGGGGCACAGCCCUGACGGGGGGGCGCUCGCUGCAGCUUGCUUCUCAUUUGGGGGGCAACUCAUGCUGACGGAUUUGAGAGGCGGCUCAACGCCUUUGAAACAGGCCACGUGCAAAGCCCCUGUGCCUGGGCAGAACACGGAGUUCCUGGGUUCCUGGGCUCCAGCCCUGGAGGGAUGCCUUGCUGUUUCGGGGGAUUCUGUUGUUCCUUUUAACCAAGGCUUUGACGGGACCGUUCAUGUCUAUGAAACAAAGAGCUGGGAUGACUCCAGCAAACAUACCUUUGGUGGAGUGGGCAGUGGGGCCGUGCUCACGACACACAUGUGGCAUCUGUGGAGACCAAGGACCGUGCUAUCGGCAGCCAGCAAUGGCUCCCUUCACGUUUGGGACUAGGUGGAUCCUCGCAGCAGUUAA